Vespa crabro (European hornet) is the source of this 750-nucleotide messenger RNA. RefSeq names its product superoxide dismutase [Cu-Zn] (gene Sod1). Lineage: Eukaryota; Metazoa; Arthropoda; Insecta; Hymenoptera; Vespidae. Bases 197 to 664 code for a protein of 155 amino acids. The record is from RefSeq and is a predicted model, not a curated record. Gene Ontology annotation, biological process: removal of superoxide radicals. The transcript has a single exon. Gene Ontology annotation, molecular function: superoxide dismutase activity; copper ion binding.
GAUUAGACACACGUAAUCCAUUGAAACCGACACAGUAACAUUAUCAUUUUUCAUUAUCAUCGCGUAACAUUCCGUUGUCGGAACAGUCCGCAGUUGUUCAACAAUCGUGAUUCAGCAUUAUAAAAAAACAUCUUUGCUUUAAAGCGAAAUAUAUAUAACAUUUUUGCCUUAUUAACUUAAUAAAAUAUCUGCAAAUAUGCCGGUUAAAGCCGUUUGUGUACUACAAGGCGAAUCCAUUAAGGGGACUUUAUAUUUCGAACAAACUAAUGAAUCUCAACCGGUACAAGUAACCGGAGAAGUUUCUGGACUUAAAAAAGGAUUGCACGGAUUUCACGUACACGAAUUUGGAGAUAAUACUAACGGCUGUACAAGUGCUGGUGCUCACUUCAAUCCUCAUGGAAAAGAACAUGGUGGUCCAUAUGAUGCUGUACGUCAUGUUGGAGAUUUGGGAAAUAUUGAAGCUGGAGAUAAUGGCGUUGCUAAAAUCAACUUAACUGAUAAGAUUAUACAACUUCAAGGAGAACAUAACAUAAUUGGUAGAACCCUUGUUGUUCACGCUGAUCCUGAUGACCUUGGUAAAGGUGGUCAUGAAUUGUCGAAAACAACAGGAAAUGCAGGAGGUCGUCUCGCGUGUGGUGUAAUCGGAAUUACAAAAUCUGGUUAAAUAUAUCAUAUUACAAAUAUAUGGUACAAUUAUAUGUAUGGCUUUAAAGAUUUAAACAGCUAAAUAUAUCAAAUAUACUCUCAUAA